AUGUACCGCAUGAAGCUACUUCAGUUGUCUGUUAGAGGGAUAAGUUGUUACCGAACUCCCUUAAAUUGUGUUCGGAAUGUCAAUCCAUUGAUCCCUGGUAUGGUUCGUGCGUUCUCUACUGCAACAGAUUCAGAAUUUUCGGCAGAAGAAAUAAGCAAAGCUAAAGAAUGGAUGGAAAAUUUCUCAAGUACCCAGGUACCAGAUAACUUAUUCGAAAUAUCUUACAGCAGAGCAUCAGGGGCUGGUGGACAAAAGGUUAAUAAGACGUCUUCGAAAGCUACCAUUGCGCUUGGUCCAGAUCAAUGGCUCAACCCCCAAUUCUGCUACUGGAUUCCAAAGCCAAUAAGGUCGCAAAUAAAUGAGAAUAAAAUCAGGUACGAGACUAAGAGCGGAGGAAUACUUGUCCAGAGUGAUUCGACCAGGAAUAGAGAUACUAAUACCGAUGAAUGCUUUCGAAAAUUGAUUCAAGAGAUCAAAGACAACACAUUUUUUGCAGGAGAAACGAGUGAAGAAGACAAAAAGAGAUGGCAAGAAAUAAAGGAUGAUCGUAAAGAAAAACGUCUAUUCAAUAAGAAGAGACAAAGUGACAAAAAGAAGCAUCGUUCCAAAAAGUUCGAUGUAUAA
Messenger RNA from Debaryomyces tyrocola, 624 nucleotides. Lineage: Eukaryota; Fungi; Ascomycota; Pichiomycetes; Serinales; Debaryomycetaceae. The record is from the annotation of a GenBank genome assembly.